Molecule: messenger RNA, 1314 nt
Organism: Saccharomyces eubayanus
Lineage: Eukaryota; Fungi; Ascomycota; Saccharomycetes; Saccharomycetales; Saccharomycetaceae
Gene: VPS4
Product: AAA family ATPase VPS4
Exons: 1
Coding region: 1-1314 (437 amino acids)
Biological process (GO): endosomal transport; vacuole organization
Molecular function (GO): ATP hydrolysis activity; ATP binding
Source: RefSeq, a predicted model, not a curated record
AUGAGUACGGGAGAUUUUUUGAGCAAGGGGAUAGAGCUGGUCCAAAAGGCCAUUGAUUUGGACACGGCAACGCAGUAUGAAGAGGCUUAUACGGCGUACUACAACGGAUUAGACUAUUUGAUGCUGGCUUUGAAGUACGAAAAGAACCCCAAGUCGAAGGAGUUGAUAAGAGCAAAGUUCACAGAGUAUCUGAACCGUGCAGAGCAAUUGAAGAAGCAUUUGGAAACUGACGAGACAAGUGGGGGGAAGAAGUCCCCUAGUGCCGGUAGUGGUUCCACGAGUGGUAAUAAGAAAAUCUCGCAAGAGGAAGGUGAGGAUAACGGUGGUGAAGACAACAAAAAACUAAGAGGUGCUCUAUCGAGUGCCAUCUUAUCCGAGAAGCCUAAUGUCAAAUGGGAAGACGUGGCUGGGCUGGAAGGAGCUAAGGAGGCCCUUAAAGAAGCCGUUAUCUUGCCUGUGAAGUUCCCACAUUUGUUCAAAGGUAAUCGUAAGCCCACAACAGGAAUUUUAUUAUACGGACCACCGGGUACGGGUAAAUCGUACUUGGCGAAAGCUGUGGCCACCGAGGCUAAUUCUACUUUCUUCAGUGUUAGUUCUAGUGACUUGGUCUCUAAAUGGAUGGGUGAAUCUGAAAAACUGGUGAAACAGUUGUUUGCCAUGGCAAGAGAGAACAAGCCUUCUAUCAUCUUCAUUGAUGAAGUGGAUGCGCUUACAGGAACCAGAGGUGAGGGGGAAAGUGAAGCAAGCAGAAGAAUUAAAACCGAGUUGCUAGUACAAAUGAAUGGUGUAGGAAAUGAUUCCCAGGGCGUAUUGGUCCUCGGUGCCACGAACAUUCCAUGGCAACUAGACAGUGCCAUCAGAAGAAGAUUUGAAAGAAGAAUAUACAUACCAUUGCCAGAUUUAGCGGCCAGAACCACUAUGUUCGAGAUUAACGUCGGCGACACCCCCUGCUUGUUGACCAAAGAAGAUUAUAGAACUUUGGGUGGGAUGACUGAAGGUUAUUCUGGGAGUGAUAUUGCCGUGGUGGUAAAAGAUGCUCUGAUGCAGCCAAUAAGGAAGAUUCAGGGCGCCACUCAUUUCAAGGAUGUGUCUACAGAGCAAGAUGAUUCAAAGAAACUAACGCCGUGCUCUCCCGGUGAUGAUGACGCCAUUGAAAUGAGUUGGACUGAUAUCGAAGCUGACGAACUAAAAGAACCUGACCUUACCAUAAAGGAUUUCUUGAAGGCCAUCAAGUCGACGAGACCUACUGUUAACGAGGAUGAUUUGCUGAAACAAGAACAGUUCACAAGAGAUUUUGGCCAAGAAGGUAACUAA